AUGGCGGCCAAUAUGUACCGGGUGGGCGAUUAUGUCUAUUUUGAGAACUCCUCUAGCAACCCCUACCUCGUCCGUCGAAUUGAGGAGCUCAACAAGACGGCCAAUGGCAACGUGGAGGCAAAGGUGGUCUGCCUCUUUCGACGGAGGGACAUCUCCAGCAGCCUCAACAGCCUGGCUGACAGCAAUGCUCGAGAAUUCGAAGAAGAGUCGAAGCAGCCUUCCGUUUCGGAGCAGCAGCGGCACCAGCUGAAACACCGAGAGCUCUUUUUGUCCCGCCAGUUCGAGUCUCUGCCCGCCACCCACAUACGGGGGAAGUGCAGCGUUACCCUGCUGAAUGAAACGGAUAUCCUCAGCCAGUACUUGGAUAAAGAGGACUGUUUUUUCUACUCGCUGGUUUUCGACCCGGUUCAGAAGACCCUCUUAGCCGACCAGGGGGAGAUUCGGGUGGGCUGCAAGUACCAGGCAGAGAUCCCUGAGCGACUGGCGGAAGGGGAAUCCGACAACCGGAACCAGCAGAAGAUGGAGAUGAAAGUGUGGGAUCCGGACAACCCGCUGACCGACCGGCAGAUCGACCAGUUCCUCGUGGUGGCUCGGGCGGUGGGCACUUUUGCGCGAGCCCUCGACUGCAGCAGCUCCAUCCGUCAGCCCAGCCUUCACAUGAGCGCGGCGGCUGCUUCUCGGGAUAUCACGCUGUUUCACGCAAUGGACACCCUGCAGCGUAACGGCUACGACCUCGCCAAGGCCAUGUCGACUCUGGUGCCCCAGGGCGGGCCCGUGCUGUGCCGGGACGAGAUGGAGGAGUGGUCCGCUUCGGAAGCCAUGUUGUUUGAGGAGGCCCUGGAAAAAUACGGGAAAGACUUCAACGACAUUCGGCAGGACUUUCUGCCCUGGAAGUCCUUGGCCAGCAUCGUGCAGUUCUACUACAUGUGGAAAACCACAGACCGAUACAUCCAGCAGAAAAGGUUGAAAGCGGCCGAAGCCGACAGCAAGUUGAAACAAGUAUACAUCCCAACCUAUACAAAACCGAACCCGAACCAAAUCAUCUCCGUGGGCUCCAAGCCCGGAAUGAACGGCGCCGGCUUCCAAAAAGGGCUGACCUGUGAGAGCUGCCACACCACCCAGUCAGCCCAGUGGUACGCCUGGGGCCCUCCUAACAUGCAGUGCCGCCUCUGCGCCUCUUGCUGGAUCUACUGGAAGAAGUACGGGGGCCUGAAGACGCCGACGCAGCUCGAGGGAGCUGCCCGCAGCAUCACAGAGCCCCACUCUCGGGGCCACACGUCUCGGCCGGAAGCCCAGAGCCUCUCGCCCUACACCACCAGCGCCAACCGGGCCAAGUUGCUGGCGAAAAACCGGCAGACCUUCCUCCUGCAGACCACCAAACUGACCCGCAUCGCGCGACGUAUGUGCCGGGAUAUCUUGCAGCCACGGCGGGCCGCCCGGCGCCCUUACGCGCCCAUCAACGCCAAUGCCAUCAAGGCUGAGUGCUCCAUCCGGCUUCCCAAGGCGUCCAAGACGCCCCUGAAGAUCCAUCCUUUGGUCCGUCUUCCUCUGGCGACCAUUAUCAAGGAGCUGGCCGCCCAGGCGCCCCUGAAACCCCGCACCCCUCGCGGCACCAAGACGCCCAUUAACCGGAACCAGCUGACCCCAAACAGAGGCUUGGCUGGCAUCGUGAGCAAGCGGACUUUCGAGAACGUGGCAGGGGGCGGGCUCCCCUUCUCGGCCAACGGGCGGUCGCUAACUUCCGGCAUGAGGUCAAGCAGUCAGCCUGCCCUGAAACGUCAGAAGCUGAACCCCGCCGACGCCCCCAAUCCUGUCGUUUUUGUGGCGACCAAGGACACCAGAGCCCUCCGCAAGGCGCUGAGCCACCUGGAGAUGCGGCGAGCUGCCCGUCGGCCCAACCUUCCGGUGAAGGUGAAGUCAGCCCUGCCGCUCCGGCCCCUGGGGGCUCCCCUGUUGCCUGUCCCCCCAGUCCACCCUGCCAGCACCAGCGAGCCCAUCAUCCUGGAAGACUGA
Molecule: messenger RNA, 2013 nt
Organism: Protobothrops mucrosquamatus (brown spotted pit viper)
Lineage: Eukaryota; Metazoa; Chordata; Lepidosauria; Squamata; Viperidae
Gene: MTA2
Product: metastasis associated 1 family member 2
Exons: 18
Coding region: 1-2013 (670 amino acids)
Biological process (GO): negative regulation of transcription by RNA polymerase II
Cellular component (GO): NuRD complex; nucleoplasm
Molecular function (GO): transcription corepressor activity; transcription coactivator activity; chromatin binding
Source: RefSeq, a predicted model, not a curated record